UAUUAUGUUUCUUGUCAAAGAAUCUCGCCAAAAAAAGAUCUUGAAUUCCAGUUCUCCGUGCAAGCCUUUUACCAGUGCUCAGAGGCCCUUGUACCGAUUUCCGCGACGAUGAAGGUCGUCAGCCAAGACGCUCCUACUGACGAAGGGGAAGUCAAAGGCAAGGGGGAGAGCAGGCACGGGGACGAUGUUCGAAAUCGUAUCUCCGAGUUCUUCAGUUCGACAAGCAUCCAUGGCAUGGGAAGGAUUUACGGAGUGGCUCACUGGUGGAGGAAAGCCAUGUGGUGUUGCUUCUCGAUCGCCAUGACCACGUGGGCGCUGUACCAGAUAGUCAGCGUGGCGGUCGACUACGGCAAAUAUCCGAAGAAGAUCACCCGAAGCGUAGAAAAGGACACGCCGACGGUCUUCCCUGCGGUGACGGUGUGCAAUCUAAGCCCGAUGCCCCGAGUGGACGCCCUCAAGGACCACCCGACCUGGGGCGUCUUCAUCCAGGUCGAGACGAGCUUCAAUAACUCCAAUGACUGUGCCAAGGGCGUGGUGACGAAGUCAAAAUUGGUCAGCAACUCACCGGGAAAGUCGCUGCCUCAGAGGGAAAGGGAAGAAGAGAACCUCGUUGCGCAGGAGUUGAAGAUCCUGCAAGCAGAAGUGUUCCUGCGGGGACUCCUGGGGAAGGCAGGGAACGCAACGGGGCGGAAGGGACACGCUGAGAUGAAGCGGUGGCUUGCCAGUGAAUGGGAGAAACUAUCCCCUCGCGAUAACGAAGAAUCCGAUAUAAAGGCCGAAGAAAGUAUCGUGACAAGACGGAGGAAUACAGAAGGAACUGCAGAGGGACAGGUAGGAGUCGCCAGAAAGAAUCCUCUCGUUGAAGAAGACCUUGCGGAAAAGAUCCGGACUGCUGUGGAACUCCUCGCCACAUCACACCUCAGGUCGCUCGAUGACAAGGGUCGGAGCAUCAUCCUCGACAGGCUGGACAAGAUCAUGCGCCAGUCGCAGAAGGCCCGCCGCCGGAAUUUCGUCAGGGGGCCCAGGAACACAACGGGAGAUGGUAACUCGACUUCGGAAAAGAGGAAAGACCUGAGGAUGAGAAAGGGUGAUGGGAAUUCAACGUUAAUCGAAAGGACGAGGGAAAGAUUCAUAAAUUUGUUGGAUGAAUAUUCAGGAAGGUCAGGAAUCACAAACCCCGCCAAAUCACCUUUGCCUAAGGAAGACCAGAGAAGGGAACGGAGUUCCGCUUUUUUGUUGACCUUACCUCGGGAUCUAAACCAUACGUCAAGAGCAAUGAGAUUAUCAGCCACCGAAGGGGAGUGUGGCGUCGGUUACAUGCCCUGCGGCGACGGGACCUGCUACCGAGAGCACAAGCGCUGUAACAACUGGCUCGACUGCGCUAACCGUGGCGAUGAGAUAAACUGCACGUGCGAUGCGGAUUUUUACAAGUGCUUCGGGAAGGAUGGAGUGUGUGUCCAUCAAGAUCUCCUUUGCGACGGCUCCGGAGACUGCCUCUUCGAAGACGAUGAGAUGGAGUGCGAGGAGUGCCGGGCGGGCGCGUGGCGGUGCAGCGACGGCCGCUGCAUCAGGGCGUACUUGAGGUGCGACGGCAAAGACGACUGCGCGGACGGAGAGGAUGAGGUCUGGUGCGGAAGCACCGCGCCCUCCUGCGGCGAAGGCGACUUCCAGUGCGCCUCGAGCGGCCGCUGCCUCCCCGUCGUCCACCGCUGCGACGGCCGGGAGCAAUGCGACGACGGCAGUGACGAGGUUGACUGCAAGGAGUGUGGCGAGGGGCUGUUCCGGUGCGGCGACGACACCUGCCUCCCGCUGCACCUGGUCUGCGACGGCGAGGAGCACUGCGUCGACGGCGCCGACGAAGCGCAGUGCUCGUCGUGGAGCAGCGAGUGUCCGGACGACCUGCACUAUCCCUGCUCCUCCGCCUUCUGGCUCGACUACUGCCUUCACCCGCGGUUCGUGUGUGACGGCGUCGACGACUGCUGGGACUGGGAAGAACAAGGCUGCUAUGAGUGCAGUGCAGCAGCUUCCUCUUGCGGUGACGGGAGGUGCCUGCAGAAGUCUCAGUGGUGUGAUGGACAGGAGGACUGCGCCGAUGGACGGGACGAAACGAACUGCACAGCAGGAUGUCAAGGGAUAGGCCACCACUGUGUGGGAGAUGGCAGCUGUAUCGGCUUAGACCUCGUGUGCGAUGGCUACACACAGUGCGAAGAUGGAUCAGACGAGGCGGACUGUGAUGAAGGCUGCAGCAGCGAGGAGUUCCAGUGCAACAAUGGCCUGUGUGUUAGCAGAAAUUUUACGUGCGAUGCAGUAGAGGACUGUAUUGCUGGAGAGGACGAGAAGGAUUGUGUAUCCUGUGCCCCUCGGCGUUUCCACUGUAAAGAGGAUAACAUUUGUAUCCAUGAGCAUUACGUGUGUGACGAGGUUUUGCACUGUUCGAAUGGCAGUGACGAGUCCGACUGCGCAAGGGAUUGUCCGCCUGGUUACUUCACGUGCAACAGUGGCUUGUGCAUCCACGGGGCAUUCCGCUGCGACGGCGUGAGAGAUUGCCUGUAUAAUGAGGACGAGUUGAACUGCGACGCGUGUGUGGGAGACGCGUUCCUCUGCCCUGAGGGCCUCUGCCUCCCUGCCUACAUGCGGUGCGACGGCGAACCAGAGUGCGACGGCGGCGAGGACGAGAGGGAGUGCAGCGGAUGUCGACGUGGAGUAUUAUGCGAAGUCGAGAUGGUGCUCACCUGUUUGCCAGAAAAGAAUAUUUGCGACGGAAGAAUAGACUGCGCCUCCGGUGUUGAUGAGAUGAUGUGCUCCCAGUACUUGGUGGUGUGUCCCGCGGGUUACUUCCAGUGCAACGACAGCAACUGCAUCCGAGAAAGGUACAAGUGCGACGGACUGAAUGACUGCCUGUUGGGAGAGGACGAGGAAGACUGUGACGCGUGUGUAGACGGAGGGCAAUUGUGUGCUGAGGAGAAGCGGUGUGUGUCCAAGCAAAUCCCUUGCUUCGAAGAAGCGCUUUGUUCGUCUCGGUUCCAGCCUAACUGCUCUUCUCAGGCGGUUGCAGCGGACACGCAAUGCCAACCGGGCUACCUGCGGUGCGAGGGCGGCGGCUGCGUGAAUUACAGGUUCCUCUGUGAUGGUCGCCUCCACUGCCCAGGCGGAGAGGACGAAGUGAACUGUGAUAAUAUCCGUGACCACCCAUUAGCCAAGGAAGUGCACUGGAUAAGGAUUAUGUGCAGUCAGUACUAUGCCGACCUGCUGAGUCUCCAGGACAGGACCCCGACUGAGCCCCCUUCCCAUCUCUCCUCAUCCACGUGUGAAGGAGACAGCUACAAUGAGAUCGUCACGUGGAGUGUCAUCUGUCAGCUGGGAGUUUUCUGUGACCAUUAUGGCUGUUAUGAUGAUUCUGCAUUGGAUUACCAAGAGACGUUCCCAAUGCAAGGCACGAUGUGUUCCGUGUGCGGCGGGACCUCCAAAGUCUGCCAGCCAGUGAGAUGGGUGAACGACUGGCUUCUAGGCCUACUGGACCUGGAGACGCUGAGCAUAAUACUUCGAAAGCAGCGCGGGGAUUUCACCGACAUCGCCGAGCUGUAUGCGCCCUCGCGCCACGACCAGGAGGCCUACGCCGUGCCCGCCGCCGACUUCGUGUACUCCUGCAGCUUCGACAACACCCUCUGUGACUACAGGGACUUCUCGACGUUGACCAGCAACAGCUAUGGCACAUGCUAUACCUUCAACUCCGGCCUCGAGAGCGCGGACUCACCCAGCACCACCCCGAGGACCACUUCCGUUUCCGGACCCAAGAACGGCCUGCGCGCGGUGUUCAACGUACAAGCCGGUCUCGCUCUUCUGUCGCCCGAGGAUGGGCUGCGGGUGAUCGUCCACAGCCCUUACCUCACGCCCGUGCCCGAGGAGGAGGGCUUCAACGUCGGCCCUGGGUCCUCGUCGGUGGCCGUCGGGAGGACUGUGUUCACUCGCCUCGGUCCCCCUCACGGCAGAUGUCAGCCUGAUCCUUCCAACACCCUUCAGUACUCUACUAUGAUGUGCAAACAGCUGUGUCUGGAGCGAGAAUACCGAAGGCGAUGCAGAUGCUACGCGCUCUUCGCCCAGGAACACAACGACACCAAAAACGACCUGGGGGGAGUUGACAUCCGCUGUUCUCUCUUUAAUACCACUCAGAGUGAGUCUAUUCGCCCUUCGGUAACUGCAUAUCAGAGCCCUUCUAGAGGAUGUUUACAUAUUCGUCGCUUCUGUGGCCUCCUAUCUAUGCACUGUCGUAUCACUUGUUUGUUAUUGUGUGGAUCUUCUAUAGCCAUCGCAAAACACAAAAAUUAUAAUAGAGAUAAUUCCAUUUCAUACACGUCUGACACCCUUGUCCUUAUGGGCUUCUCUACGGCUUGGGUCUAUUUCUCAGUUUUACACAAUUUCACACCUACAUACUGA
This is a messenger RNA of Penaeus vannamei (Pacific white shrimp), 4434 nucleotides long. The record is from RefSeq and is a predicted model, not a curated record. NCBI's taxonomy places the organism in Eukaryota, Metazoa, Arthropoda, Malacostraca, Decapoda, Penaeidae.